Prosopis cineraria is the source of this 949-nucleotide messenger RNA. RefSeq names its product GEM-like protein 1. The coding region runs from base 95 to 796 and encodes 233 amino acids. The record is from RefSeq and is a predicted model, not a curated record. Lineage: Eukaryota; Viridiplantae; Streptophyta; Magnoliopsida; Fabales; Fabaceae. The transcript is spliced from 4 exons.
CUAACUUCCUCUGUUCUGCUUCAUCCCCACGCCAUCUCUCUCUCUCUCUCUCUCUCUCUCCACCCCUCAGUGUGCUUCGUCUUCUCCAUAUCAUAUGGCUGAUUACAGAGAUAUCCCUAUUCGAUCAGAUGAGACAGCCAUGGCUGCUCAUAGCAACAUCAUGAACAGCAACAAUCAAAACCCUUAUAUCAACGUUACUACAAUUCCCACUUCCCCUGCUAACUACAAGACUUCUAAUCAUAUGAAUACUAUACACGGUGUGUUAAAUCAGUGUGGCAAGACUUUUAAGAAGGCAACUAAGCAAGCUGACAAUUUCUGGAAACACAUCAGGUUGGGCUCAAAUCCAGCUGAUGCGGCAAUGGCUAGACUUGUUGAAGGAACAAAAGUGCUGACAUAUGGAGGGUAUGAUAGAGUAUUUGAGAAUACAUUUGGGAUAAUGCAAGGAGAGAAGCUGUUAAAGCAAUAUGCUUGUUACAUAUCAACCUCCACUGGACCUUCAAUUGGAACACUCUACAUAUCAACAAAAAGAUUAGCUUUUUGCAGUGACUAUGCACUCCGUUAUUACCCAGUCUCACCUCAUAAUAGUCAAUCCAUAUACUACAAGGUGGUAGUUCCAAUAGAACAGUUGAGCAGGGUGAGUCCUUGCUCAAGUAAAUGGAACCCUUCAGAAAAAUACAUAGAGGUUGUCACAGUGGAUGGCUCUGAAUUCACUUUCAUGGGUUUUAUGGCAUAUGACAAGGCUCUCAACACUCUCAGUGAGGCCUUUCAACGUCGCACCCAUUCCACUGGAAAUUGAAUGCUCUCUUGUUGUAACAAUGUACUUGCCUCAUAAAAACACACUAAUUUAUUAAGUGUAAGGGAUUUGAUGUUUCUUUAAGAAUUUUGCAUCUGGUUGAUGUCUUAGUUAUGUUUUAUUUUAUAUGAAAUAUGUCAUUAUUGGUUGGUUAAA